This is a messenger RNA of Seriola dumerili (greater amberjack), 1627 nucleotides long. RefSeq names its product ectonucleoside triphosphate diphosphohydrolase 5-like. The record is from RefSeq and is a predicted model, not a curated record. Lineage: Eukaryota; Metazoa; Chordata; Actinopteri; Carangiformes; Carangidae. Bases 1 to 1296 code for a protein of 431 amino acids. Gene Ontology annotation, molecular function: UDP phosphatase activity; GDP phosphatase activity. Gene Ontology annotation, cellular component: membrane. Gene Ontology annotation, biological process: nucleoside diphosphate catabolic process. The transcript has 13 exons.
AUGAAGCCCACCGUGCCACUUCUACUCCUGGCCCUGCUUGCCGUCACAGGGCUGAGCCGAGCCCAGGUCAGGACGGCACUUCUGGACUUGACAAACAGCAUCGGGAACGUCCUUCCCAGCCUCAGCCGCCCAGCAAACCACAGCCGCAUCUUCUACGCAGUGAUGUUUGAUGCAGGGAGCACAGGCACACGCAUCCAUGUUUACACCUUUAUCCAGGGUGACUCAGAGGAGCUGCCUGUUUUGGACAAUGAGAUGUUCCAUUCCAUAAAGCCUGGUUUGUCAGCAUAUGCUGACUUCCCUGAAAUGGCAGGACACACUGUGAGGAUGCUGUUGAAGGUGGCCAAGAAAACUGUGCCUCGCCUGGAGUGGAAAAGGACUCCUGUGUUCCUCAGAGCCACAGCUGGACUUCGGCUGCUGCCUGCAGAGAAAGCUCAGGCACUUCUGUACCAGGUUCAACAUGUGUUUGAUGAAUCCCCUUUUUUGGUCCCAGGCAACAGUGUCACCAUAAUGAAUGGCACAAAUGAAGGAAUCCUGGCUUGGAUAUCUUUGAACUUUCUGACAGGUCACCUAAACGCACAAACCAAGAAGACAGUUGGAAUAUUGGAUUUGGGAGGAGGAUCUACGCAGAUCACUUUCCUGCCAAAACUCAGGAAAACCAUUGAAAGUGUUCCUGUUACUGAUUACAUUGCCAGAUUCGACAUCUUCAACUCAACAUUUGAAUUGUACACUUACAGUUACCUGGGAAAUGGACUGAUGGCAGCACGGCUGGCCACACUUGGAGCUCUGGGUGCAGAAGGGUUGGAGUGGCGGAUUUUUAAAAGUUCCUGCCUGCCAAAAAAGUUCAGGGAUGAAUGGAGCUUUGGAGGGCUAACCUAUCAUGUGAGCGGGGACCCAGAGGGUUAUGCAGGAUUCAAGUUUUGUUAUCAAGAAGUACUUAAGGUGGUGAAGGGCAUUCAUCAGCCGUAUGAGCUUGAAGACAGCAAUGUUUUCUAUGCAUUCUCCUAUUACUUUGACAGAGCUGUGGAUGCAGGUCUUAUCGAUGGGGUCCAUGGAGGGAUGCUGGAGGUCAGAGACUUCAAGAAGAGAGCUAAAGAGGUGUGCAAUAAGAUGACCAAGUACCCUUCCAUCAGCCCUUUCCUGUGUAUGGACAUGACCUACAUCACUUGUCUGCUCAAGGAUGGGUUUGGCUUCAAGGAGAGCACUGUGCUACAGUUGACCAAGAAAGUGAACAACGUGGAGGCAAGUUGGGCUCUGGGUGCCACAUUGGACCACUUCCACAACCUGAAGAUCCACUGAGGAACAAACACUGCUGAUUUAGGUGGUGCUCAAUAACAAACACAACAAGUAAUGGACACUAUCUUAUCUAACAGCCCCAGACAUCUGCUGUUUGUUUCAUAGGGUCAGAACUAACCACGAGUAAUUCUUAAUCUUUUUUAAAAAGCAAUUAUUCUCCAGUGUUAAUAUAUUGAGCUGUAAAUAAACAAUGUGUUGCCGUACUCAGAGAACAAGUGAAGCACUGGAGGUUGACAUUUGAGUGAAAGAUGUUACCAAUAACACACUCGGUUAAUGCAGCUUUGGACAUUAAUGGAUACACAAUUUGUUUGAGAUUAAAUGUUUUUGUGUUUUA